Owenia fusiformis is the source of this 657-nucleotide messenger RNA. The record is from the annotation of a GenBank genome assembly. NCBI's taxonomy places the organism in Eukaryota, Metazoa, Annelida, Polychaeta, Sabellida, Oweniidae.
CAGACAGACAGACAGACAGACAGACAGACAGACAGACAGACAGACAGACAGACAGACAGACGGACGGACGCACCUAGGCGGACAAUAUGGCCCCACACUAUGUGGUGGGGACAUAAAAAUGGUGGACAUAUUAAACAUCUGUAUACAAACUGUUGACAGAGAUUAUGAUAAAUUUGAACUUAUGAUAUACCAGAUUAAAGAUGAGUUAAUUCCCUAUUCACUGGUAUAUAAUAUGACAUGUUAUCAUCAAAAAAAUCAUCAUCCGAUCACAGGGCUUCAGAAUGCAGAAUAUAUUCUUUCUUUCUACCCCCUUCAAUAAGCAGUGAUCGUUUCCCGAUUAAGAACUCGGAAAUUUGAUUGGCUGUCGCAACACUGCAACAGAAAUCAUGUAUUAGUAAUUGCGCAUAAUUAGAUCACGUGAUUCAGUUAAAUCGGGCGCUUCCAAUUUGGUUAUAGCAGGGGGAAGAAGGAGGUAUGGAUUCUGGACACCUGCUUAGGAGGAUGCAAGAAAAUCAAAAGCUAUUUUCCAAAUAUGAGUGUCCUAUUUUUUGAACCACCCUGUAGUUAUUAUAAUCAAUUCUGAAAGAAUAUCACAUAAUUUUGUCUUCCUGACUUCAAUCAUGAAAGAAAAUCAAUUUUGUGUGUAAACUUUGGGCA